AUGAUCAGCUUAGCAUCGUCCUUAUCAGUGCGGGGACCAAAGCAGACUGGUGCGGAAACCAACGACUCCGCAUUCUCGCUCACUGAGGACUUCCUCAAAUCAACAUUCUCCCGGUCUCUGAGGACUGCUGACCGUACUAUACUUGACAUACGAGCACAUACAACGCUCUCAUAUUCGAUACACUAUGACCUGAUCCAAGGCCAGGUCCCACCCUGCCUUCUCCCGAUGCCGCGACCCAAAGUCCUCCCAGCGAACCGUCUACGAGCCCCAGAAGCAUGCCUCGCGUGCCGGGCCUCCAAAAAGCGCUGUAGCGGCACCUUUCCAUGUUCCAAAUGUAUUCGUAAUGGACGCGCCGACACCUGCGUGCCGUUUCGGCGAUCGACUACCGCGUCCUCCCCGCGGCCGAUAAACGAUGCCUACGAGGUGAUCAGUCCCGAUGCUGGACGUCGGAUACGGAACACAUCGACUAUCAGUGCUGCACGUCUUCCGCAGCUUCUCCCAGCUUUGAAUGGUACAUCAGGUGCACCGCACAAGACGCAUUCUCGCAUGCUGCGGAGUCGGCAGGGCGAACGAGGUAUAAGCGUCCACCCUUGGUUUCAAUAUGAGGAAUGCGCGUUGCUAAGGGCUGUUUUAGUGUAUAUCGGGAGGGCCGCGUCGCUGUCUUUCUUGCAGUUGCUUCGGGAUACCGUUACACAGCAUAUUGGCCCCUCACAGUUCUCGCAUAAUGUCACGAAAGAAGACAUGCUUGAGACGGAUACUCCGGAUGAAGUACCGGCGUCGUUUCAGGAUAAUGUUGGUCACCAGGAAGAGCAAGCUUACUUGCGUGUCUACCACAUUGCGACUAGCGGUUUUAUCAACGUCCUUUCGGAGUCGGAGGCCCGUCAAAUACUAGGAACAAUGCCUCCGACCAAUGAGACGCCUAACAAGAAAAUGGCGGCUCUACGAGAUAUCAUGAUUGCCAUCGGGGCGCAGUCAUCAAAGAAUGAUCUGAGUCCGGCAAGCAAGCGGGCAGAACGGUUUUUCUUCAAGCGUGCCCAGCAAUGCGCAUUCGCAGAUCAUAGGACCCGAGUAUGGAUGAGCCUCUGCACAUUAGACCUUCUAGUCAGCUCGAUUCUAGGGCGGCCACCAGCAACAGCCAAUCUGCACUCCGAACCAGCAGAUGUAGAAUCGACGCCGCAAAUUGGCGCUGGGGACGAUCGCCUCGUCGCUUCACACAAUAUGACGCGGAUCCUCGACGAGAUCGUCUCUCGGCUAUACAACGAAAAGGCUGCUUCAACAGAGGUAGCAGAGUCGCUGCUUGACAAGCUGAAACAGUGGAGCAAUGAUCUCCCUGAAUCGUUAUUAUCCUCACCAAGCACGCCACAAGAGCGCCUCGCUGCGCAGGAGCACAUUAUCGGCAGCCUACAUAUUGCCUGUGCUUAUCAUUUUGCUGUCAUCAUCGUAACACGUCCAUUCAUGGUUCAAGUCUUGGGAGUGCGACUGGCACGACUACACCAAGAAUCGCCGGGAAUCAUCCAAGACAGCACAUUACUAGAGGACCCUGCGCACACGAGACUCGCCAACGCCUGUGUCGAGUCCGCUUUGUACAUGAUCCAAACCUGCCUCGAAGUGCACCAAUCCCGUCUCCUCCUAGGCAACAUGUGUAUUCUUAAGGCCCUCGUCUUCGCCGCAGCCCUCAUCCCCGGCUUCUCCAUGUUCUCGCAGAAGGAGCUAGACUCGACCCUCGAGGAGGCAUUCACCGGGGCGCUCGAGAUCCUCCGCGUCCUUUCCCAACAAUCCGCCCAGGCUGCGCACUACUUCGAGAUCCUGAAUCUCCUCCGCAACGCAAUUGACGAGCAGCGGCAGCGGCUUCGGGAAAAUCCACCCCCAGAUAAGAAAUACGUUAGCAAGCUUUUCAGUCUGAAUAAUCGCAGAAAUCUCGACUCUCAGCCGCAAAGUGAUGUAGCGGCGGCAAUGUCCCUAGUUUCUGACCGUGGUGCGGCUGGUUCGUCCACGAUUUCAUCGGAGUUAACUGCAGCUCAACACCUUCAUAUCGGCACCGACGUGGGGACUUCGUACCCCGAGCCUGAUAAUUCAGCUCAAGCUCAGGCUCAAGAUAACGAUCAGAAUAGCGGCCUCUUGGACCCAGCAGACGUCAAUACUGCAUUUCCAGGAUGGGAGGGCAUGGAGUUACCGUUAUGGGACAGGUUCCCGUUUAUUGAUGAUUCAUUCCUGAAUUAG
Messenger RNA from Aspergillus nidulans FGSC A4, 2220 nucleotides. Its product is annotated as Zn(II)2Cys6 transcription factor. Bases 1 to 2220 code for a protein of 739 amino acids. Lineage: Eukaryota; Fungi; Ascomycota; Eurotiomycetes; Eurotiales; Aspergillaceae. The record is from RefSeq and is a predicted model, not a curated record. The transcript has 4 exons. Gene Ontology annotation, biological process: regulation of DNA-templated transcription; DNA-templated transcription. Gene Ontology annotation, molecular function: DNA-binding transcription factor activity, RNA polymerase II-specific; zinc ion binding; DNA binding. Gene Ontology annotation, cellular component: nucleus.